Messenger RNA from Aspergillus udagawae, 534 nucleotides. Its product is annotated as RTA1 domain-containing protein. NCBI's taxonomy places the organism in Eukaryota, Fungi, Ascomycota, Eurotiomycetes, Eurotiales, Aspergillaceae. The transcript has 2 exons. The record is from RefSeq and is a predicted model, not a curated record. Gene Ontology annotation, cellular component: membrane. The coding region runs from base 1 to 534 and encodes 177 amino acids.
AUGCUUGGACGGAUUGUGGUGCUACUAGAUGCUGAGCACCUUUGCAUCUUCAGGAAGAAGUGGCUCACAAAGUUCUUUGUGUGUGGCGACGUUUUGUCGUUCACUGUCCAGGCUGCUGGUGGCGGUGUUAUGGCCAGUGGUACUCUCGCGGCCGUGCACAACGGUGAAAAAAUUGUUAUUGCUGGCCUUGUCAUACAGAUUCUUUUCUUCGGGCUCUUUAUUGUCACCUGUGCGAUCUUCCACCAGCGUCUGAUCAAGAGUCCCACAGAGCAAUCAAUAGAAUUGGACAGCUCCUGGCGCAAACACCUGUGGAUUCUCUAUGCGGCCAACUUGCUCAUUAUGGUUCGGUCAGUGUUUCGGCUCAUUGAGUAUGCAAUGGGUAACAACGGCUAUCUGCUGCGGCAUGAGGCGUUCCUCUAUGUAUUUGAUGGAGUUCUCAUGCUGGCGGCGAUGAUCCUAUUCAAUGUCGUCCAUCCAAGCAGUCUGAUACCGAGCAGGAGGAAAAGCGUCAAGCAGGAGUCUUCUACUGCCUAA